Molecule: messenger RNA, 5317 nt
Organism: Portunus trituberculatus (swimming crab)
Lineage: Eukaryota; Metazoa; Arthropoda; Malacostraca; Decapoda; Portunidae
Gene: Ocrl
Product: inositol polyphosphate 5-phosphatase OCRL-like
Exons: 17
Coding region: 1073-3478 (801 amino acids)
Biological process (GO): signal transduction; phosphatidylinositol dephosphorylation
Cellular component (GO): membrane
Molecular function (GO): inositol phosphate phosphatase activity; phosphatidylinositol-4,5-bisphosphate 5-phosphatase activity
Source: RefSeq, a predicted model, not a curated record
CCUCUCUUUGUUAAUUGCCCCUCUCAUACAAGACUAUUGAUGAUUGUGAAGGAUUUGUAUAUUGUCACUUGUAUUAAUGUGUUUACUCUAAAUUCUUAAUCUCAAAUGUGAAAACUGGUGAGUAGACGUGAAUUUGCAGUGUAGCAGUUUGAAGUAUGUAAAGUCCUCACCUCAUAGAAGACCUGAAUAUUUGUAAACGUAGCUACAUGUCCUUACUUGUACUAAUAUAUCUUGAUUCUAGAAGUCCAUCUUGAUAAAAGUACUCGCUAUGAAAGGUAAAAUAUUACAGUACAUACUUUAAUAUUUGCAAGAGUUUGAAGUGUGUAAAGUCCUCACCUCAUAGAAGACUUAAAUAUUUGUGUAAACGUAGCUACAUGUCCUUACUUGUGCUAGUAUAUUUGAUCUUAGAAGUCCACCUUGAUAAAAGUACUCUUGAAAGGUCAAAUUUUACAGUACUUUAAUAUUUGCAAGAGUAGCUUUGUAUAUAUCCAAACAUUUUUUAAGUGAAAGACCACAGUGAUAAAGCAAGAGGUGAUAUGUGUGAUAUGAAAGAUUUGAGUUGACAUAGUAGGUCAGUAGAGCGUGAUGCAAUGCCACACGUGCUUCACUGGCUCAGGAUAACAGAGGAGGAGGAGUCUGAGGAGAUUAUGACACUUGCAAGGCUUCCUGUGUUGGGAGAUAGACAGAUGUUGCCAUUUAGGAGGAAUAGUUAGGCUUGUGUUGAGGUGCUGAGUGGAUGUGCUAGUUAUGCUUCUGUCAGUGGUUCUCAACUGUCUAAUACCUAUGUACACUCAUGACCAAGAGUUUAGUUACCUGCUCUCACUUAUAUGGUCUUAGUUUUUUUUCCUUUGUCUAGUCCUUAUAUAACUUGGUACAUGAUUAGAGGACUUGAUACUGAGGAAAAAUAGUGAAUGUGGUGGAGGUGAGCGGUGUGUUGCUCUGCUGCACCAGUAAAAGGUUUUCCUCAACUGAUGUGACCUUGAAUCCUGAGUAAUAGGACACGUCGAGCACAGACGUGGACACUGAUGUCCUGGUGAAUAUCACGUCUGGCAAGCUUCGGAUUCUGUUUGAAAUGCCCUUCAGCCAGAAAACUAACGGCUUUGUCUCGGAUAUCCUGAGAGCCGCGGAAGUGAUAGGCAAGCGGCGCGGACCUCCCCCUGAGUUCACGUGGCUACAGCCAUACCAGAAGAGCUGCAGCAACGGCCCCCAGCAGGAGAAGGACACCUGCAGCACGGCCUCCACGGUGCUGGCGGGUGAUGUGGACAGCCUGGCUCCCGAUUCCCACAGCCUGGGUGAUGUUAGUGUGGAUGUAGCCCAGACCCCACCCUCACCUUCCCCUCACCCUGCUGUCAGUAAUGCAGAGACCAGUAGUCUGCAUAAUGAGGAUGAGAAGAGCCCUGAGCUGGGAGUCAACCGGCACAGCAUCGCCACAGGACUGUCCCCAACACCCAUCGCUGCCCGGGAGAGCCACAUCAAGCACCACAUGAUCCUGAGGGAGGACAGCUACACGGACAUCAAUGACUUUUCGGUGUUUGUGGGGACCUGGAAUGUGAAUGGCAGGUCGCCAGUAGUGGGGUUGGCGCAGUGGCUCUCAGUGGACGAGGAACCGCCAGACGUGUAUGGCAUUGGCUUCCAGGAGCUUGACCUGAACACGGAGGCCUUUCUCUUCAACAACACACCCAAGGAGAUGGAGUGGCUAAAUGCUGUGCUGAAUGGGAUCCACCCCAAGGCCAAGUACCAGAAGGUGCGGCUGGUGCGUCUGGUGGGCAUGAUGCUGCUGGUGCUGGUGCAGGAGAAGCACCUGGCAUAUGUCCGGAAUGUUGCUGUGGACACUGUGGGCACCGGCAUCAUGAACAAGAUGGGCAACAAGGGGGCAGUGUCAGUGAGGCUGGACCUGCACAGCACCUCCAUCUGCUUCGUCAACGCCCAUCUGGCAGCACACCAGGAGGAGCUGGAGCGACGCAAUGAAGACCACGACUGCAUAUUCCAGCGAACUUGCUUCCAGAUGAACAUGAAUGUCAACAGUCCACCCAAGGCCAUCCGGGACCAUGAUCACAUUUACUUCCUGGGAGACAUGAACUACAGGAUAAACCCUUGUGACAUGAAUAUCCGAGAGGUGGCCAGCAGUGCAGACUUCAAGACUCUCCUGGAGUAUGACCAGCUCACUCAGCAGAAGAAGCAGAAACGAAUCUUCCACAAAUUCAAGGAGGGAGACAUCACCUUCAAGCCCACCUUCAAGUAUGAUGUGGACAGCGACGAGUGGGAUUCAAGUGAGAAAGCACGGCAGCCGGCGUGGUGUGACAGAAUUCUGUGGUUUGGGGAGGGCAUCACGCAGCACGUGUACCGGUCCCACCAGGAGCUGCAGAUCAGUGACCACAAGCCUGUCAGUGCCUUGUUCACGGCUGGGGUUAAGGUAAUUGACACCAGGAGAUAUCGCCGUAUCUAUGAGGAUGUGAUGAAGAAACUAGACAAGCUUGAGAAUGAGUUCCUGCCGCAGGUCACCAUCGACACCACUGAAAUCAUAUUUGGUUCUGUCAAGUUCCUUCAGCCACAAACCAAGUACCUGACCAUCGCUAAUACUGGGCAGGUGCCUGUUGAAUUUGAGUUCAUCAAGAAGCUUAAUGACCAGAGUUACUGCAAACCAUGGCUCACAGUGAGGCCGUACAUGGGCUUCAUUGUGCCAGGUGACAAGUGUGAUGUGUCCCUUGAGGUGCUGGUGGACAAGCAGACGGCCUCGCUGCUCAACUCUGGUGCUGACAAGCUGUAUGACAUCCUGGUGCUGCAUCUGGAUGGUGGCAAGGACCUGUUCAUUACUGUCACAGGAACAUAUGAGAGGAGCUGCUUUGGGUCGUCCAUCAAUGCUCUGGUGCACAUGAACAAGCCCUUCAAGGAGGUGCCGGUGGCCAGACUCAUUGACCUGGAGAGCACCUACCCCAAGGAGCUGAGUGAGAUGCCUUAUGCCGUCCCCAAGGAGUUGUGGUACCUCGUGAACCACCUCCAUUCCCAUGCUCUCGAAGUAAAGGGAAUCUUCAACUACCGUGGCCUUCAGAAGGAAAUCAUUGAAAUCAGAACCAGCCUGGAUGAAGGAGUGCUGAAUGAUGUGCUGCCAGGAAGUGUGCACUCGGUGGCGGAGGCAUUGCUUCUCUUCCUGGAGGCUUUACCAGAACCUGUCAUCCCUUACAGCCUGUACCAAGCAGCUCUGGAAGCCACUCCUAACUUCUCUCUGUGCAAGGAGAUUGUGUCCAAGCUGCCAGACCACCACCGCACAGUGUUCACCUACCUGAUGGCCUUCCUCAAGGAGCUCCUCAACCACUCGGCACAGAAUGAGCUGGACGCCAAGACACUCGCACUUGUGUUUGGAAGUAUCUUGCUGAGGAAGCCGCCCAAUCAGCCCAUUGAUAGACGCAUCUCCAGUGAAGCCAUUGAUAGAAAGAAGCAGAUUUUUAUCCACCACUUCCUUGUUAAUGACUAUGAGUAGUCCCUGCCACACCCACACUCACCCACCAGCUUGUUAUUGUUGACACUGAUGUAUAUAUUUAUCAAGUGCAAUUGAUACCUGAUCCUAGUUAAAUGUUGAUAAAUUAUAGUGUGUUCUGUUGAAAUCUAGUCUCUUGAAUGUGUGCGAAUGAGUUUUAUCCAGAUGAUUGGUUAAUUUCUUAUUGCAUUUUUUAUGUUAACUAUUUUGCUGAGUAUUUGGAUUAAGAGGGAAGAAGAAACAGGCUUCUCACCACCAGCAAUGUUGUAUGAGUGAAAGAUGUGCUGAUUGUUAUCCAGAAGUGGCUUCCACCUCUCUGGUGUGCUCUGAAUCAAACACUUCCCCACCUGCCUCAGUGCUUAAGUGAUGGUGUCAGGCAGUGAUGCUGUGGCAGGGAACACAGAGCAGAGGGAGGAUCAGGAUGUGAAGACUUGGCAGCUAAUGAGCAAAGGGGAUAUUCAUAUUCAGGAAAAGAAACUAUUUAUGUCAAGAAAUCAAGAGAUUAUUAGAGCUUGGGGAUAUGUUGUCGAAUUCUAAAAGACAAGAAUGGGAUCCUAGAAUUCUGGGAAAUCUUUUCAGAAAAGAAAGACAUCAUAGUAAGGAGAUGCAGUGCUUUAGAAUUUUUGGGUACCAUACACUUUAUACAGAGUAAUUCUGAAAAUAAUAAGAAAAAAAAUAGAAAUAAAAAUCAGAGGCUUAUGAAAGUAAAAAGUUUUUGUGUAAUUUUUGACUUGGCUUUUGAUUCUGUUUGGGGACCGGCACCUCAGUGGGCCUUUUUGUAUAUUGCUAUUCAGUUGCUGUUGGCCGGUGCUUCUCUAACAUAAAAAAAAAGAGGGGAUGCUGUGAAAGAUUAUGAAAACUCAGGGGGAUGUUGAAUAUUGUGUGAUUUUAUUGAGGAAAAAUAAAGGAAAACAAAAUAGGGUAGAUGAAAUUAUGGGGUGACACUAGUAAGGGACUAGAAUAAUGAUCGAGUAGCAAAAAUCUUGUCUCUAUUAACGGGGCAAUAAUCAUGAAUCAGUCGUUACCGUCCUCAUCUUGUUUGGCAGUGCUCUUAUUAGUGUGCUUCUUGAGAGGGAGUUUUACAGGUUCUUUGUUUAACUUUUCAUAUUCUACGUCUUUUAUUCAUUCCAGUUCAGCUCAUUCCAUCUUAGUGUUAUGCAUGUUAUGUUAUUAGUCAACUUGUACUCGUGUAUAUUGAGGCUUUCAUUCCCUCUGUUGUCUUGCUGCUGUGUGAGUGGAAAGUGUCACCCGGUGUACACUCAAUGCUCUGCUCCUUCAUGGCAUAGUCUAACUUAAUUAUCCCUACGGAGAGAUAUUAUAACCAAUUCAGUGUGAAGUAACUCUUGUUGACAGUAUCAUUAUUUCUUUUCUGUUAUGAAGUGAUUUCUACAGUUUUAUUAAUUUAUUUGAGGAGUUAAGUGGUAAUGAAAGUAUUUCGUCGAGUUCUGUCUGUAUCUUAAUCUUUCAGUCGUAAACCUACCUCCUGUCUCAUCCCUCAUUGCUCGGACAAGAAAUUAUUUGAUUGUGCUGUCAUUUCUUUUCUAGUCUUUUAUUGUUAUGCAGUCUUGCACUAUGGAGAGUGUAGAGGCACUAGUGUUGACUAUUUAUACAUACCUGAUGUGUAUGUAGAGGCACGAGUGUUAACUAUUUAUACAUACCUGAUGUGUACAUACAUAUAGUACUAACCAUCAAGUCUGUUCAUAUAAACAAAGGUGUAGUGACAGACACGCAGCACAUGAAGAAGACAUGGACGAGUCAGUAUUCAGGGUAUUGUCUCUGUACAACUUUUUUGUAAAAAUUUUUUUAGGUAAAAUGCAAUUAUAAAUAUCACAGGUAAAGGAA